GUGAAAGCACUCGGAUCAGGAACGACGGGCCUCGUGGAAUCAAGAGAGUCUCGGUUUGCUUGCUGCGAGACGUUUUUCAUUUUGUUGUCGUUUUCCGUUUUUCUGCUAAAACAUUCAGAAUGAUGUUUCAGGUCAACAUAGUCUAUAACAAAAUGAACAAAAUUUUCUCUUACAGUGUCAGAUUCAGAGGUGAAGUUUAACAACACAACCAUCUUAGAACUAAAGAAGAAACUCAGACAUCGGAUCCCUGGAGCACCUGACCCACACUUUUUAGGGCUGAUGUUUGUGGGGAUCUAUCUCGAAGAACAACGCACUCUUCAGGAUUAUGGAAUUAAACAUUUAAGUCAUCUUCUCUUGGUGAUGAAAAUGUCUGGUGGAGGCCCUCCUCCUCCCGAUGAACGAUUCCCCAGAUCUGAAUCCAUGGAAAGAUUGAGUUUCAGUAUGUAGAUGUAUUAGUGUGUAGCCAUCCUUUCAGAUUUAGAGUUAUUUGAUAUGUAAUAUAUAAUAUGUAAAAAAGCUGCUUUUUAUUUCCAUAUAUUUUAAAAUGUAACUGAUGGCUGUGGUCAACCCUGAAUUUUCAGCAUCAUAGAUCAUAGCUUUUUUGAGCAGAAUCACUUCUGAAGGAUUGUGUGAAUGGUAACGUAUCUCUCCUUUCCCAUAAGUACAUUUUUAAUGAUAUCUACACAGAGUUUCUAAGGUACAUAAUAUUGAUCACAGUAAUUGUACCUUUCGGUGAUAUUGAAACAAUUUUUUUUAUUCUUUGAUUGUUCAUUUAGUAAAGCCUUUUGGUUUGGUACAUUUGAGCGGCUUUAAGUUUCAAUCAUUUUUGGUUUAGUAAUGCAAGAUGUACUUAUUCAGUUUGCAUCGAAUUUUAUUUUAAUAUUCGGGUUAAUUCUGGUCGUAAACGUAAAUGACUCAAAACAAAGCCGCUGUUUUCUGUGUUUCAAAAAUAAUUUUGGGUGUAUUGUAAAUGUAUAAGAUUUGUCAAAUGAAAAGCUGGAAGAAGAAUUCGUAGUUUGUUGCAGAAAUAAAAAUAAUAAUAAUAAUCAACGUUCGGCUGAAAGGCGGAGCCACGUGGUCACGUGACUGGACGAUCCAGGAAGUUCUCGACGCAGCUGAUUAAAAUUCAUGAGCUCGCCUCCGCCAUAGUAGUUAGUGAAGCGUUUAGCGUGAUUUAUCUUCAUGGCUGCUCUUUUAGUCAGAAAAUGCGUCGGUAUCUUCGAGUUCUGUUCGUCUGCACGCUAUUAGUCUUCUGCUCGCUGCUCUAUAUCUUUAAUCAACUCGUGUCUUCUCUGGAGAACGACAACCAUCUGAGGAAAGGCGCGCAGGAUGACAGAGGCUCUUUGUCUCCUGUCAGGUGUAAGUCAGACUCUGUCAGUCUUUGGGAACCGUACUGGAGAGUCAGCGAUGCUGUGUGUCCAAACCACUGUGUUACAGACUCGGCUCGUAGGUCUGCUCCUCACGAUCCGGUGGAGCUGGCGGUGGUGGCCUGCGGCUCCAGACUAGAAGAAACCCUCACCAUGCUCAAAUCUGCCGUCCUCUUCAGCCAAAGACAUUUGCACUUUCACAUUUUCACAGAAGAUGACCUCCUCGCUGGAUUCAGACGGGAGCUGGACUCGUGGCCUCGCAGAUAUCGCUCCGGGUUCAUCUACAGUCUUUAUCCCAUCACCUUCCCCGGAGAAAACUCCAGAGAGUGGAGGAGACUCUUCAAACCCUGCGCUUCUCAGAGACUCUUCCUCCCUCUGGUCCUGGAGACCGUGGACUCUCUGCUCUACGUGGACACUGAUGUGUUGUUCCUGCGGCCGGUGGAGGACGUCUGGAGGUUUCUGAGUCUCUUCAACAGCAGUCAUCUGGCAGCGAUGGCCCCGGAGCACGAGGAGCCGCGGAUGGGCUGGUAUAACCGCUUCGCUCGACACCCGUACUACGGCAGGACCGGCCUGAACUCAGGAGUCAUGCUGAUGAACAUGAGCCGCAUCAGACACACACACUUCAGGAACGACCUGUCAGCAGUGGAUCUGAAGUGGGCCGAUCUCCUGAUGCCUCUGUUACAGAAAUACAAGCUGAACAUCACCUGGGGAGACCAGGACCUGCUGAACAUCAUCUUCCAUCAUAACCCAGAGCGUCUGCUGCUGAUGGAGUGUCACUGGAACUAUCGUCCUGAUCACUGUAUCUACGGCAGCAACUGCAUCAGCGCCGAACACAACGGUGUUUACAUUCUCCACGGCAACCGCGGCGUUUACCAUGACGACAAGCAGCCCGCCUUCAGAGCCGUUUAUGACAUCAUCCAGCAGUUUGAUUUUGAUGAAGAUCCGGUGCGUGGUCUUCUUCAGCCGCUGGAGGAGAAGCUGAAGGUUGAUCAGACGUACUGCGGCCGAGCAGGACUCAUCUUCACCAGACGACUGCGUCAGAGCGUCACUGAUCUUCAGAACCGGCGCCGCAGCUCCAGACCAGCACGGCUCUGAUAUCAGCUCCAGAGCUUCCUCACCAUCAUCUGACACCAGUCUCCUGAUUCUCUCUCACUAGAGGACAGUCAUGAUGGGUAAAAACGUCUUAAUGCUGGAUUAGUUUGGUCUUUAGUCUUCUCGAGAUGUUCUCUGAUGGACUGGAGUGCUGUGGAUUGUUGAGACGUUUUUAUCAGACUCUCGUUCUGAUGGCACCCAUUCACUUUCAUUGGUGAGACGGUGAUAUUCAGACCUGUAAGUGAGUGUGUGUGUGUGUGUGUGUGUGUGAGACUGAGUGUGUGUGUGUGUGUGUGUGUGUGUGUGUGACUGA
Molecule: messenger RNA, 2772 nt
Organism: Puntigrus tetrazona (Sumatra barb)
Lineage: Eukaryota; Metazoa; Chordata; Actinopteri; Cypriniformes; Cyprinidae
Gene: gxylt1a
Product: glucoside xylosyltransferase 1a
Exons: 10
Coding region: 1206-2462 (418 amino acids)
Biological process (GO): protein O-linked glycosylation via N-acetylgalactosamine
Molecular function (GO): UDP-xylosyltransferase activity
Source: RefSeq, a predicted model, not a curated record